AUGAUCUAUGGACGCAGUUUGUUUCACAUUAUAGCAAGUUUAAUCAUCCUCCAUUCUUCUGGAGCAACAAAGAAAGGAACAGAAAAACAAAUCACUUCGGAAACACAGAAGUCAGUGCAGUGUGGAACUUGGACAAAACAUGCAGACGGAGGUGUCUUUACCUCUCCCAAUUAUCCCAGCAAGUACCCCCCUGACCGAGAGUGUGUCUACAUCAUAGAAGCUGCCCCAAGGCAGUGCAUUGAACUCUAUUUUGAUGAAAAAUACUCAAUUGAACCAUCUUGGGAAUGCAAAUUUGAUCAUAUUGAAGUUCGAGAUGGACCUUUUGGCUUUUCUCCAAUAAUUGGAAGGUUCUGUGGACAACAGAAUCCACCUGUAAUAAAAUCUAGUGGAAGAUUUCUGUGGAUUAAAUUUUUUGCUGAUGGCGAACUGGAGUCUAUGGGAUUCUCAGCUCGAUAUAAUUUCACACCUGAUCCCGACUUUAAGGACCUUGGAGUUUUGAAACCAUUGCCAGCGUGUGAGUUUGAGAUGGGCGGUCCUGAAGGAAUUGUGGAGUCGAUACAGAUUCUGAAGGAAGGCAAAGCUUCUGCCAGUGAAGCCGUGGAUUGCAAGUGGUACAUCCGAGCCCCGCCACGAUCCAAGAUUUACUUACGUUUCUUGGACUAUGAGAUGCAGAAUUCAAAUGAGUGCAAAAGGAACUUUGUAGCCGUGUAUGACGGAAGCAGCUCGGUGGAGGACUUGAAGGCCAAGUUCUGCAGCACCGUGGCUAACGACGUGAUGCUGCGCACGGGCCUGGGGGUGAUCCGCAUGUGGGCGGACGAGGGCAGCCGCAACAGCCGGUUUCAGAUGCUCUUCACCUCCUUUCAAGAACCUCCUUGUGAAGGCAACACAUUCUUCUGCCACAGUAACAUGUGUAUCAACAACACUCUUGUCUGCAAUGGGCUCCAGAACUGUGUGUAUCCCUGGGAUGAAAACCACUGUAAAGAAAAGAGGAAAACCAGCCUGCUGGAUCAGCUGACCAACACCAGCGGGACGGUCAUUGGCGUGACUUCCUGCAUUGUGAUCAUCCUUAUUAUCGUUUCUGUCAUUGUACAGAUCAAACAGCCUCGUAAAAAAUACGUCCAAAGGAAGUCAGACUUUGACCAGACCGUUUUCCAGGAGGUGUUUGAGCCUCCUCAUUAUGAGUUAUGUACGCUCAGAGGAACUGGAGCCACGGCUGACUUUGCAGAUGACUUUGAGAAUUACCAUAAACUGCGGAGAUCAUCUUCCAAAUGCAUUCAUGACCAUCACUGUGGAUCCCAACUGUCCAGCGCAAAAGGCAGCCGCAGUAACCUCAGCACAAGGGACGCUUCCAUCUUGGCAGAGAUACCUACCCAGCCAGUUAAGCCCCUCAUCCCACCCGUGAACAGAAGGAACAUCCUGGUCAUGAAACACAACUACUCGCAAGAUACGGCAGAUGCCUGUGACAUCGAUGAGAUUGAGGAGGUGCCCACCACAAGCCACAGGCUAUCCAGACAUGAGAAAUCCGUCCAGCGGUUCUGCCUCAUUGGGUCUCUAAGCAAACAUGAAUCUGAAUACAACACAACUAGGGUCUAA
This is a messenger RNA of Arvicola amphibius (Eurasian water vole), 1593 nucleotides long. RefSeq names its product neuropilin and tolloid like 1 (gene Neto1). Gene Ontology annotation, molecular function: protein binding. Lineage: Eukaryota; Metazoa; Chordata; Mammalia; Rodentia; Cricetidae. The transcript is spliced from 10 exons. The record is from RefSeq and is a predicted model, not a curated record. Bases 1 to 1593 code for a protein of 530 amino acids.